AUGGCGGCGGCUGGGAGCAGCGCGAGGGUGAGGCGGACGCGGACGGGAGAGCUCCCCCUCGUCUCCGGCGAGGGUGAGGCAGAGGCGGAGGUGGCCGCGGGGGUGGGGGAGGUGAACCGAUACGGGAGAAAGGCUGGACGGAGCCUGGCUUCGUGGGAACGACCACGUCCGGUGUUUCCAGCAAGACUGGCUAAGGGGCUCUAG
Messenger RNA from Miscanthus lutarioriparius, 204 nucleotides. Lineage: Eukaryota; Viridiplantae; Streptophyta; Magnoliopsida; Poales; Poaceae. The record is from the annotation of a GenBank genome assembly.